ACGUAUUUAUAGCGAUCACCGGUGUCCCGAGCACGAGGGCAUUCCGCUGAAGUGAAAAAUGGCGGGCGGUGGGAAGGUCUCCUUCAAAGUUACCCUGACCUCCGAUCCAAAGUUACCCUUCAAAGUAUUUAGCGUUCCAGAGGCUGCCCCUUUUACUGCCGUCCUCAAAUUCGCAGCUGAAGAAUUCAAAGUGCCCCCACAGACCAGCGCGAUUAUCACCAACGAUGGUGUUGGGAUAAAUCCACAGCAGAGCGCAGGCAACGUUUUCCUCAAGCAUGGGUCAGAGUUACGGCUGAUCCCGCGGGACAGGGUUGGAGCCUCUGAAACGUUGCUGAGUGUCUGAGGGGAUACCUGCCUUUUAGUUAUACUUAUCUCGACUAUCGUAGCUUCCUAGGUACUAUGAGUAUUGCUGACGUUCUCGUAGUGAAUGCAAAUUAUAAUGAUUUCAUGGGGUGGAUAAUGUUUGGUUGAAUAAAUAAAUAAAUUCUUCGUGAAGGUAAAGCAUGCUUCCCUGACAUUUGAGAGCCUUGUGGGUUUUGAUUA
Messenger RNA from Neltuma alba, 543 nucleotides. RefSeq names its product ubiquitin-fold modifier 1. NCBI's taxonomy places the organism in Eukaryota, Viridiplantae, Streptophyta, Magnoliopsida, Fabales, Fabaceae. Bases 59 to 343 code for a protein of 94 amino acids. Gene Ontology annotation, biological process: protein K69-linked ufmylation. The record is from RefSeq and is a predicted model, not a curated record. Gene Ontology annotation, cellular component: cytoplasm; nucleus. The transcript is spliced from 4 exons.